Kickxella alabastrina is the source of this 1370-nucleotide messenger RNA. RefSeq names its product beta-lactamase superfamily domain-containing protein. The coding region runs from base 164 to 1300 and encodes 378 amino acids. Gene Ontology annotation, cellular component: cytoplasm. NCBI's taxonomy places the organism in Eukaryota, Fungi, Kickxellomycota, Kickxellomycetes, Kickxellales, Kickxellaceae. The transcript is spliced from 4 exons. The record is from RefSeq and is a predicted model, not a curated record.
GAAAAUUGCACUGAUUUCCAAGUCUUGGCAAAAAAAACCCACAUGAAGUGAGGUUGCGCUUGGCCCCCUGGCCUUUCCGUUUUUUUUUUUCUUUGGAUUUCAAAAGUAUUAGUAUAUUUCGUUAGCAUCUUGUUUUAUUUACAACUUUAUUUUUUAUUUGUUUAUGAUUUUGCCAAGACUUUUUGCCAGCCAUCUAAACGCCGCCGCAUUCCGCCAUAUAUUACCAGGGGAUCCGGGCAAGAGAUUCCAAAAGCUUUGUUUAUUUUCAUCAGUAGCCGUACAAGCAACACCUGUAUCAUCAGUAGACAACACUAAUUACCAACCAAGCAACACCCCCAUUAUGAGCGCCCCACCAUCCGACCAAGCCGGCUCUUCCAACGUCAGGGAGCAGCUCCGGCAGCAGUUCCUCGCGGACAAGUCACAUCACCAGAGUAACGGUCGGUUCACCAACCCUUGGCCGUCUUUCUCUCUGCAGCCAAACACCAAGUUUUUCACCAGCCUCCUUACCACCGACAGAAACCCCUCUAGCCGAUCAAUAGCCGAAGGCCGCGCGCCCAAAGUGCUCGCGCUUAAUGACGCAAAGAUAUCCGAGCCAAGCGAUCUCCAAUUAACCUGGCUCGGCCACGCAUCGCUUCUGCUGCAAAUCAACGGAGCCACCGUUCUUUGCGAUCCGGUUUUCUCCGAGCGAUGCUCGCCUGUGCAAUGGAUGGGUCCGAAGAGGUACACUCGGGCACCAUGCCAGGUUGAUGAAUUGCCGCCGGGGAUUCUCGAGUCCUUGGGGUUCAAGGACGUGAGUAUUGGCGACUGGUGGGACGAGUUCAAGGGCGAGUUCAAGUUUGCGUGCACGCCGGCGCAGCAUAUGACAGCGCGCGGGGUAUUCGACCGCAUGGCCACGCUGUGGAGCAGCUGGGUGGUGCAAGGUCCCUCAGGCCACAGGUUUUUCUUUUCGGGCGACACGGCUUACUCGUCAACAUACGAGAACGAGUCCAAGGCCGAGUGCCCGGCAUUCAAGCAAAUCGGACAGGUUUACGGGCCGUUUAGCCUGGCAGCCAUUGCGAUUGGCGCCUACAGCCCAGAAAUCCUGUUUUCCACCAUGCAUGUUACUCCCGAGCAGGCCGUGCGUAUCCACGAGGACAUUGGGUCAAAGAAGUCUAUCGGCAUACAUUGGGGCACCUUUGUGCUGACGGCUGAGGAAGUGGACGAGCCGCCGAAGAGGCUGGCGCUGGAGAUGGAGGCCUGCGGAUAUCCCGCCGACGAGUUUACGGUGCUGAGCAUCGGCGAAACCAUCCAGCACAAGUGAAUUGACUAAUUUAAUAUAUUAUAUUAUAUUUUCAAUAUGGAUCAAUAUAUGGUAUAUGUGCAUAAAGGUA